Molecule: messenger RNA, 2199 nt
Organism: Pimephales promelas (fathead minnow)
Lineage: Eukaryota; Metazoa; Chordata; Actinopteri; Cypriniformes; Leuciscidae
Source: RefSeq, a predicted model, not a curated record
GGAGGGAAAUUGGUCAGCGCAGGGAAUGCUGAGUUUUCUUAGUUUUUAUACCAAUCUGGUUUGAUCGACAAAACAGCUGUUAGAGGGCUUUUAUUUUGAUAUUAUACAUUAGACAGUCACAGUACUGACAUUGUGCGAGUGACAAUAUUAUUAUCUGAGUCGGAUCCGAACCUUCAUGUUAUCAGACGUUAUUUUUUAGCAUUUGUAUUAUUUCAUAUUUAUUUACUUUUUAUGUCAUUGUUUGUGUAUUUCUAUUCCUUAUUGACAUUCUGACUCAACGCGCCAAAUUGUAGGCGUAUUCUUUAUAGGCUAACGUUAAUGGUUUUCCAAGGCAAAACAUUUAUCAUGAUCACGGGAGACACGAGCAACGGAAGUUAAAGUAAGAUCAGUCGGAAUCAGAGCUCGUCUCGAUGUAAUAGAAAAGCUCAACAAGACGUCGUCGGUGAGAGAAAUUGAAUUGCACAAUACAGCUGUGUACGGUUUCAGAUCAUAAAAUUUGACCUGUCGGAUUUUGGAUCAACGUACUAUUUUCCAUCAUGACUAGCAAAACAUUUCGCACGCUCAGGCCCCUGGAACGUAAGAGUGGUUCGGACAUGCCUACACUGCAACCUCUACCACCAUGUAAACUGCGGCCUCAACCACCGUCUAAACUGCGACCUCAACCACCGUCUGCAGUGCGACCUCAGCCACUUCCUAGACUGAGACAACGACCAGCGCCUCAACAACACCCAGAAGAAAUUGAGAUGAAGAGGGAGAUCACUCGCAGUUUCCGUAACACAAUUGUGCUGAGAGAAAGGUCCCGGAUGUCCAGCCGAGGGCAGUGUGUCAAGCUCCCUCCUAUCCCCGGCUCUUCCCGAGAUGACAGCUCAAACCUCAGCCAGAGCUUUGAGAGAGCCCAAAAAGACCAAGACAACCUCAUUAAGAGCAUGGUGGAUGAGCUGUCGAAGAUGGAGCGGCGGUCAGAGCUGUCACGCACUUCUCAUCAGCAGAGCAUGGACAGUCUGUUAAAGCGUCAUGUGCUUCGGCUGGAAAAACAAGCACUCGACUUCAACAACAAACUCGAAGAACUUCGCUCAGAGUAUGAUGCUGAAAGGGAGCCGAUUCAUUCACAGAGCGAGCGGGAGAGUGCGUAUUUGAAGGAUGUAACGUUUUUCAUGGAAAAGCACAACGCUAAGAUUUACCCUGAGGCGAGACGUGACUACGAGAACAGUUGCAAACAAAUCAGAAAAAAGCACAAAGGGGAAUAUGAAACAGUGGAAACACAGAUGAAAGAGGUCAUUGAAGAACUGAGGGAAUACAAGCCGACGAGAUCUCAAUUCUGGAAGUUUAAUGAUGUUUCAUACGAAAAAAAGAAAGAAGAAUAUGACUCUCUGCUUCUCGAGUUUAAAGAGGUGGAGGUAGAUAAACAGUGCAUUCAGGAAUUGGAGGAGUCCAUCUCAGAUCUGGAAUGUGAGCUGAUGUCUGGUGAAUGCCAAGAAACAGUUCAACUUCGUUCAGACUGUGUCAAGCGCGUCCAGGAUAUUCAACGCUUCAGAGACCAGAUCAAGGAGAUCCAAACCACUCGGACAAAUCUGGCCACUAAACCUGUCAUUCAGUUCAAAAAUAUUACUGAAAAACUACAGGAGACAACAGCUAUGGGGGAAAGGUUAUUGCGUUACUCUAAGCUGUGCAGUAAGAUGGAGACGAAGUACGAGAAGGUUCUGCCCUUCUACAAGUCAUCGUUGAGUGAAGAAGAGCUGAGUCAGGUGAAAGCCAAUGCCAUGAAGUCGGCGGAUGAGGAACUCACUCAGCUAACACAUGACAAUGCUUCUUUUGAGAAGUUUUGGCAGCGUCACAACAAGGUGAAGCUCGACAGUUUGUGUCUGAAGCGAGAGAAAGAGCUUCAGUUACAGGAGAACCAACGACUGAGGAGCUGUCUGGAGCAGUACCUGGGUGAAGGUUUCGAUCUCUGAUGAGAGUUUUCAACAACAAAAGCUUCCAGUUGUGUCUUCUUCAACUCUACAUACCCCCGCUGCCACUAAGAGACGCGAUCAAAAGCGUGAUGUGGUCCAAAAAUCAGCGAAUAUUGUACCGUAAUGGAUGGCUGGAGUCAAGCAAAGAAGGACCCAAAAGCAAACUUUAAUAUAACUUAAUCAAAACUCAACACACAAAACAACAACAACACAGAAAAAACAGUCGGUCUGUCCCCGAGCCAAUGUG